AUGAUGCAAAAGACUCUCUUCCAAUGUCUUCAAUCUUCAAGCAAAGCCUUUCAUCAUCAAAACAAAUUGUCUAAAAGCAUUGUUGGUUAUCAACAUGGUUAUUCAAGCAACAUAUUUUCCAACACUAACAACAAUCGCUUCUUCUCCACUUGUUUCAGCUCCUUCGCUCCAAAAACUAUCGGAGUGAGCGGUCAUAGCGUGGAAGGUCUCGUAUUCUCUCUUGCUCUUUCGCAAUUAAAUUCUACUGGUAGUAGCACUGAUAACAAUGAAAUUAAAUCUAUUGAUGUUUAUUCCAAUCCUAAUCCACUCAAAGAUGAAGCAUGUGUUUUGUCCCAACAAUGCGUAAACAUGUUACGUGAUUAUUGUGGAAUUGAUGUAACAAAAUCACCCUAUGCUAAGAAUCUAUCACAUUAUCAUAUUAUUCGAGCUGAUAUUAGAAAUCCAAUUACUGUUAUGGAUUUGAAAAAUAUUGCACCUCCUGAAGGCUUGUAUAGCAUUCAAAAGAGCUUCCUUAUCAAACUCUUAUUAGAAAAGGCUCAAAAACACCAAAAUAUUAAUAUAGUUCAUGAUAAUGUCAGAGCAGUCAAUGAUGGUAGUAAUGGUAAAAUUGCCAUUUCAUCAAAAAAGGCCAUUGCAAAGAGACAUGUUGACUUGUUAGUUGCUGCUGAAGAAGAUGUUCAACACUCUACUACACUGAAAUAUUUACAAUCUAAAUUAGGAAAUGAAUCCAUGAUUCGAUCUCGCUUCUAUGAAUGUGAUACUAUUAUCAUGCCAUGUCCAUCUGAUAUUGAUUAUGAAUCAAGAAUAUUUGAAUGGUGGAAUAAUUCUAGUAGACUCAGUCUCAUUCCUCUUCCAAAUCAACAACUUGGAUUGAGUAGUAUUCAAUACAUUCCAAAACACAGUGCACUUGGUGCAGAAAGAGUGAAUACUACUUGUUUACAUUUUGUCUUUAAAAUUCACUCUAAUUUGAGAGACAAUGGUGUAGAUUCUGUUUUGGAUAAUGUCCGACAAUUAUUCCAUUCUAGAGAUCGGGUGGGAGUGGUGGCAUCUUCACAAAUUGCCUAUGAUCAUGAAUUGAAACAAUUAUAUCACUCCACCGAUGAUUCGAGUGUUGUUGCUAUUGGUAAUGUUGCUCAUAGUGUGGAUCCAACUCUGUAUCAACAAACAUUUAUUGCCAUUCAUGAUGCAGUACAAUUAGCCAUUCAUUUGAAAGAACAUGGUUUUACACGUGAAGCACUCACACUCUAUGAACAAUCAUCUAAAUUGAGUUUUGAUACAUGUCAGAAAUAUAGUGAAGGUAUGGCAACCAUUGGAUUUAGGAAGAGAGUGAAUAAGAUUACCUUCCUGUUCAAGUUUAUUUUGGAAAAGUUGAAUGUCAUGAGAUUUAGAAGAAUUAUUUCAAAGGUCAUGAAUCAACCAUAA
Messenger RNA from Naegleria lovaniensis, 1422 nucleotides. RefSeq lists its product as uncharacterized. The coding region runs from base 1 to 1422 and encodes 473 amino acids. The record is from RefSeq and is a predicted model, not a curated record. Lineage: Eukaryota; Heterolobosea; Eutetramitea; Acrasida; Naegleriidae. The transcript has a single exon.